Molecule: messenger RNA, 1537 nt
Organism: Camponotus floridanus (Florida carpenter ant)
Lineage: Eukaryota; Metazoa; Arthropoda; Insecta; Hymenoptera; Formicidae
Gene: Rtca
Product: RNA 3'-terminal phosphate cyclase
Exons: 7
Coding region: 355-1512 (385 amino acids)
Biological process (GO): RNA processing
Cellular component (GO): nucleus
Molecular function (GO): RNA-3'-phosphate cyclase activity
Source: RefSeq, a predicted model, not a curated record
UGCAUACAAAGUUUCUCGCACGUAAAAAUCACAUCACGAAAUAAAUAUUAAAUUUAUCUUCUUUUUUUUCAGAUAAACGAUAAAUCUCUUGCGACGUGAAUAUUUCGUUGAUCGUGAAAUUGCGAGCGAAAACAAAAACUUUGACGGAUCUCCGUGAUUUCUCGGAAGGCCAUAUGUGGAAUACCCGGCGAGCUUUACGAGCGAAAUUCAUUCUAUAGUUAGAUGUAAAUAUCCCCCCUGCCCUGGGCGAACAAGCGCUUACACCGGCUUGUAUUCUUUCUCCAAGGAAAUCGCGCAACGCGCCAAAAAUAAACGCGAAAUCGAAUGUGAAGACUCCUCAAAUGUGAAACUUGAAUGCUUAGGAGCGUCAUGUCGUCCCUUGUGCAAAUAGACGGUAGUUUGGGCGAAGGAGGUGGGCAAGUAUUAAGAAUUGCUCUCUGUUUGAGUACGCUCUAUGGCAUUCCUAUUGAAAUUGAGAAUAUACGUGCUGGAAGGCCUAAGCCUGGUCUUGCUGCACAGCACUUGAAAGGAGUGGAACUCGCCAAGGAGAUGUGUAACGCUCAAGUUAGAGGCGGAUAUGUAGGAUCAACGCAUUUGGAAUUUCGUCCUGGCCCAUUAAACACAAAGAAGCGACAGUUUGUAGCCGAUACGCAAACUGCUGGAUGUAUUUGUUUGUUGGCCCAAGUAGCAUUACCAUGCGCACUCUUUUUUCCAUGCACUGACACAAUCACGCUUGUUCUCAAGGGUGGCACAAAUGUUCCGAUGGGUCCACACAUUGAAUAUUUAACAGAAGUGUUUAAGCCAAUGCUGAAUAAGUUUGGAGCAGAUUUUGAUUUCAUUGUUGUGAGAAGGGGGUAUUAUCCAAAGGGAGGAGGCGAAGUACAUUUACGCAUAAAACCAGUUGGUAACUUAAAUGCGAUUACUUUACUCGAUCCGGGAGUUCCACGAGGAAUAACAGGAUGGUCUUAUGUAGCUGGAGCAGUUAAUAUAAAUGAAGCGCAUAAAAUGGCAAGCGAUGCUAAGACGGCUUUAACAAAUAAAUUGAUAAAAAGCAAUAUUCGAGUGCCACCAAUUACAAUCGAUGCUUACAGGGAAGAUAGAGCAAUGGCUGUAGGAAACGGCUCUGGUAUCAAUAUAGUAUGCAAUACCAGUACUGGAUGCGUCCUCGGCGGCUCCGGCUUAGGCUCUGGACGUCAUGAAGCAUCGUCGCCAGGUGAAACGGCGGCUAUCGAGAUUUUGAAGCCGCUUCUAACAGGAGCAUGUGUCGAUGAACACACACAGGAUCAAAUGAUAAUUCUAAUGGCACUGGCGAAAGGUAUUUCGAAGAUUAAAGUCGCGGAUAGGAAACUUACUUGUCACACGGAGACUGCCAUGCAGAUCGCAGAGAUGAUGUUAGGUAAACGCGGACUCGCUUUCAAUUUGUCGGAAAGCGCCGAAGGCGGAGAUACUUUGUCCUAUGUUCUGGAGUGUAAGGGAUGUGGACUGAUUAAUGAGAAUGUAAUUAAACAAUGAUCAAAUAAUGAUGCUUUAUAACUUA